Molecule: messenger RNA, 850 nt
Organism: Papilio xuthus (Asian swallowtail)
Lineage: Eukaryota; Metazoa; Arthropoda; Insecta; Lepidoptera; Papilionidae
Gene: E(spl)malpha
Product: enhancer of split malpha
Exons: 1
Coding region: 52-528 (158 amino acids)
Biological process (GO): Notch signaling pathway; sensory organ development
Source: RefSeq, a predicted model, not a curated record
CCGCUUCUACUCUCACAAGCAACACACGUUCUAUCGAAACAACUUUCCAAAAUGUCUUACUACGCUAACAACGAGUACAUCAUCUCGACUAACAACUCGAUCAAUGAGAAUAAAUACAACAGUGAUAAGGCGAAAAACAGUGGCUUCAAAGCACUGUUGAAGCCUUUGAUGAAGAUCAUCAAGAAAACAACGAAACGCGCUCCCGUGAAACAAUGCGACACAUCGUACGAGAGCGAGCAGAAUUCCAGCAAUGAAAUGUUGGAAAAGAAAAUCUACGAAGAAAUGGAUAACUGCCAAUCAGGAGCAGCCUUCCUCGUUUGCAACGAAGAUGAGAGCUACGACCUUGUGCCUGUCGCACGCGAAGAUUUCUACAUCCCUGUUCACUUCGCACGCACCGACGCCGGAACCUUCUUCUGGACAACUGUUUCCAAAACUGAAGGCGACUUCGCAGCGGCCUCCUGUUACACAGAAUGCCAAACCGCGGAGCAGCAACACCCCGUGUUCCAAGACCGCUGGGUCCAAGCCUAAACUGACAACGACUUCCGUCAACAAUCAGUGUCUUCCGUGGAACCAGUGCCUGCUCCGUUGGUUUCCUCAACCGUCUGUGAUGUUAGCUUUAAAUAUAGUUCUAUUGUGCCAUAUAUAGUUAGGUUAUAGGGAUCUCGUGAUAACUCCAGUAGAAGCUUUAAUUAUCGUUUCGUACGAUGUGAUAUUUUUUGUAUUGUAUACAUUAAUGAUAGGUUUAGGCUUAUUGUGAUCGAAUACUGAGCUUUAAUUGUAUUAGGUAGUAAUAAUUUAUUUAUGUUUAAUGCCUUUUUAACACGUUGAAAUAAAAGAAUGAUUAAGAAUA